Messenger RNA from Eimeria mitis, 2661 nucleotides. RefSeq lists its product as uncharacterized. Gene Ontology annotation, molecular function: protein binding. Lineage: Eukaryota; Apicomplexa; Conoidasida; Eucoccidiorida; Eimeriidae. The record is from RefSeq and is a predicted model, not a curated record. The transcript is spliced from 11 exons. Bases 1 to 2661 code for a protein of 886 amino acids.
AUGCCUCUGGAACGCCCUUCGAAGCCCAACAGCAAAGCUGGACGCAGCUGCCGCCGCCGCACCAGCAGCAGCACCAGCCAAAGCCCUGCCCGCAGCAGCAGCAGCAGUAGCAGCAGCAGCGGCGGUGGCAGCGGUAGCGGCAGUGGUGGAGGUAGUUGCCGAAGGCGGGGCAAUAGCAAGAAGGAGGGCUCGAAGGUGCAGAGCCGCGAGCGUCAUGGCGGCACCGCUUCAGAAGCAGCAGAUGCCACGCGGUUUGGGGCUUGCUGCACUGACCUGCAUGCAGCGCUCACAACCCCCAGAGUGCAGCCGCUCUGGCGCCGCUGGUUUGAGACUAGUGGCUUCGUCUGGUGGCCAUACGGCGGCGCAUGCGGCAGCACGUGCAGCCUCCAGAUAGACAGAGAUGGGUUCGUCUUGCAGCAGCAGCAGAAGCAGCUGCAGCAGCAGAAGCAGCUGCAGCAACAGCUGCAGAUCAAGCUAACGGGAGCAGAGUCUCGGCCUGGCCCAGGUUACCGCCAGUUCAGCCACGAGGGAUGGUGUUGCCAGUUUCUGUGGAAUGCGCGCUCGCUGCACAAUUGGCAGAGUGGCGCCUGUUCUUUUGCUGCGCUGCACACGGACAGCCACAAACUCUUCAUGGUGUCCAUACACCCCAAAGGCGUAUAUGCUUCCAGAGCAGAGGCAACGCCACUCUCGCCCACUGCAGCGCCGCUGCUGCAGCGGACUGUUGAAUCCCCCGCAGAUGAAACGCCACGUGAAACAGGCCAACACCACCGUCAACAGGAACAGCAGCAGCAACCGCAGCAACAGCAACAGCAGCAGCAGCAACAGCAGCAGCACUCACGCACUGCAGCACAGCUCCAGCAACAGACUGUUAGAUCCCCCACAGCUGAAACGCCGCGGCAAACCCGCCAACAGCAACGGCAGCAGCACCAGCAACUGCAGCAUGACUCGCCCACCGCAGCACCAUCGCAGCAGCAGACUGUCCGAUCCCCUGCACCUGAAACACCGCGGCAAACUCGCCAACAGCAUCGGCAGCAGCAACAGCAGCAGCAACAGCCUCUGCCAGAGUACCAGCAGCAACAGCAGCAACAGCUAUAUAAUAACAUGGAUCCUGCCUCGGCCAAUCGUUCGCCAGAGUCUGAGGCUUUCUCGCAGCCUUCAGUGCAGUUCGCUGUUGGGGCUGGGAGGUACUUACGUGCUAUGUUGCAUGCAAAACCGGCUGUAUUGGCCGCAGCAGCGGACAGGGUCUUAUGCGUCAUAGAGCCUCUUAAAAAGGGCGGUAGCCUCCCCGGCAGCAGCUCGUUUUCUAAGUCAGACAGCAGCAGCUGCUGCUGCCGCCGCCCUGCCAAGGGGGCCCCCUCCGUCUCUGUUUCGCCUACCUACGCUGCAGCAGGCAGCAUUUCGUCUUUGGCGUCUCUAGAACUGGAGUUGGAGAGCCUGGUCAGCGGUGGCGGCGGAGGCCGCAGAGGCAGCGGCAGAACCAGGAAGAACGGCGGCUCGCGUCAUGCAGCUGCGCCAGCAGCAGCAGCUGCUGCUGCAGCUGGAACAGGAGGUGCAGGGGAUCACAGGAGGGCGAGCGGCGACGCAACGGCAGCAGCAGCAGCAGGUGAGGUGCGGGAAAUAUGUCGUUUCUUUCCACGGGGAGCGUGGCUUGGAUGCAGUGUAGAUGCAGCUAGCGGCCUCAUGGCUUGCAGCCACCGCUCGACAGAGGCAACAGACAGCGCGGGCAGAGGCAGGCGAAAGAAAGGCCAUAGUGGAAGCGGAGCGGCUGAGCCUUGUGAAUACAAAGUCUUUGAUCUGCUGCAAGAGACCGAGUUGGCACAAUUGGCAAUUGAGGGUACGCUCAAGUUUCAUUUUGGUGCUGCUGCUGUUCUUGCGGUUGUUGCUUUCUUUGCUGCUCUCGGUUCUGCUGCUGAUGCUGUUGCUGCCGUUGUUCUUGCUCUUGACGAUCCUGAUGGCGUUGUUGCAGUUUUUCUCGCUCUUCAGUUUGUGCUGACCACGCAAGAAUUUUUUGUCUGGACGAUCUCCGACGCGGUGCCUGGGGAGGCCUUAGAAACCUCUGCAAUUGUGAACGCUCACACCGACGGCAUAUUAGGGCUCGACGUGACGGAGACGUACAGUUCCUUAAAGGUCCUCUCGGGUAGUCGCGAUGAGACGAUUAGUCUUUACUCCGUAGAUCCUCUCCUGCGCCUAGCCACUUUUACUGGACACCAGGCCGAAGUCUCGGCUGUUUGUUGGCUGCGAAACGGCGAGGCGGCGCCUAGCGUUCAGCUCUGCCCAGGAGAAGAAAUGGCGCCGGGUGUAUAUGCAGCUCCAGAUGUAUAUGCAACCCCAGGCGCCUACGAUGGCACUAUCAAAAUAUGGGACGCCAGGCAGGCUGACCCGAAAAACCUCUCAGGCAACGGAUUGACGUUGCUAGAACACCAAAAUAGAAUAACGAGGCUCGCCACUGCCUGGGAUGGCCGAAUGUUGUUGUCCGGGGAUUCGGAGGGGGUCGUGAAGUUGUGGGAUUUGAGGAAAUGUGCGGAUUCCCUCUUGACGGCGAAGUAUAACGGAGCCAUCCUCGACCUUCACGCGAAUCGCGCCUUUUGUGUAGUCCGAUCUAGUCCUUCCCGCGGUCGUGACACUGUGCACGUGUUGGAUUUCUGCGGACGGCCCACCUGA